Molecule: messenger RNA, 604 nt
Organism: Suncus etruscus (white-toothed pygmy shrew)
Lineage: Eukaryota; Metazoa; Chordata; Mammalia; Eulipotyphla; Soricidae
Gene: OPA3
Product: outer mitochondrial membrane lipid metabolism regulator OPA3
Exons: 2
Coding region: 61-573 (170 amino acids)
Biological process (GO): regulation of lipid metabolic process
Cellular component (GO): mitochondrion
Source: RefSeq, a predicted model, not a curated record
GCGAGCGCGGAGGCGCCCCGCCCAGUCGGGGAGGCAGCGCGUGCCCGUGCGACCGCCAAGAUGGUGGUGGGCGCGUUCCCUAUGGCGAAGCUGCUCUACCUGGGCAUCCGGCAGGUCAGCAAGCCGCUUGCCAACCGCAUUAAGGACGCCGCCCGCCGGAGCGAGUUCUUCAAGACCUACAUCUGCCUUCCGCCGGCUCAGCUGUACCACUGGGUGGAGAUGCGGACCAAGAUGCGCAUCAUGGGCUUCCGGGGCUCCACCAUCAAGCCGCUGAACGAGGAGGCGGCGGCCGAGUUGGGUGCAGAGCUGCUGGGCGAGGCCACCAUCUUCGUGGUGGGCGGCGGCUGUCUGGUGCUGGAGUACUGGCGCCAUCAGAUGCAGCAGCGCAAGAAGGACGAGGAGUCUCGGGCCGCCUGGGACGCGAUGCAGGCCGAGGUGGGCCGCCUGGCGCUGGCCGUGGAGGCGCUGCAGGCCCAGGCCUCCCCCCACGGCGCCCUGGAGGAGCUGCGCGGCCAGAUGCAGGAGCUGCGGGCCCAGCUGGACGCCCAGGGCUCGUGCCCGCGCCGGGGCUAGGACGCAUCUCCAGACCUGCACGUGGACUUGA